Molecule: messenger RNA, 170 nt
Organism: Racocetra persica
Lineage: Eukaryota; Fungi; Glomeromycota; Glomeromycetes; Diversisporales; Gigasporaceae
Source: the annotation of a GenBank genome assembly
AAGAAUUAGAAAUAAUUGUACAAGUAGAAAUCAUUACAAGAGAACCAUUUAUAACCAAUCUUAGAAGUCUUAUACAAGAAAGAAACGUCCAAGAAUAUAAGAAUAAACUCAAUAACAUUCUUAAUGAAGCAAGAGACUUAGCCGCAAAAGAACAUAAUGAUACCACCUGA